AUGGUCCGAGUUGAAAAACAUUUGACCCGAUCAACGCGGUCGCGGCCAGUGUCGUGCCUGUUCUGUCGAUCACGGAAGUUGAGAUGCAGCCGCCAGUUCCCUUGCGCAAACUGUACCAGUCGUGGUCUUUCUUGUGAACUCGAUGGCCACAGGGCUCCUUCUACCACUAGCCCUGAAGGUAAUUUACCCGACGAGUGUUCAUUCAAGGAUGAUAUCCUGGAGCGUCUACGCCGACUGGAAGAUAUUGUCAUUGGGAAGGGGGAAGAACCACCAAUUAGUGCAAGUGGACAGGCGUCACAGAAACAAGCUUCUCGGGCUUGGCAAAGAGGUUACUCUUCUCCAUUAAACACUGAAAAAUCACCGGCAAUCGAUGUGGAUUGGCUGGAAGGGGAGGUUACAUAUUCUGUUCCUACUGACUCCCUAGUGGCUUACGGGAUAGAGUUCAGAACUUGCUCGAUUAGGCAAAUAAGCAAUGCAGCCUCUAUGUCUCAGAAUAGCCAUGACUCAACUGUUGCUACACGGUGCAUCUGGCUGCCCUUUCACAGUGAGGCCAGGCAAAUUAUCAACAAAUACCUGACCGACAUUACAUACAUUCACCAUGUUGUGCAUAGUCCGACUGUUUUGUCAGUUAUAGAUGAGCUGUAUCACCAUGUUUCUCAAAAUGGCGACGUCAAUCUGGGCCAUGUCUCAUUGCUCCUGGCAAUUUUAGCAAGCACUACAUUCUUUUGGACAGAACGUGAUAUGCACUUAACAUUGUUUUCCUCAGUCGAAGAAGCAAAUCAGCAAGCUUCCGUAUGGUUACAGGCUUCUCUUGAUGUUCAAGAGUUCUCUCGCCGCAGGGGAAUGGAUUGCCUUGAAGAUGUUCAAGCUAUGAUUAUCACUGGGUUUCUUAUCGCUAACCUCGUUGGAAUAGCGCCACAGGCGUGGUAUGUAUUCUCCUCGGCUAUUUCAGUAGCACGGCGGUUAUCUCUUCAUCGGAUCGAUCACCCUCACAAUGGUAAUAUAAUCGUGCCAGAUCCAGACUCAAUACAGGCGGAGAUAGGCAGGAGAGUUUGGUGGUACCUAGCUGCGACAGAUUGGCAAUUUUCGCAGUUUGCAGGUCCCCAAAAAGGAACCUAUUCCAUAAAUCCUCGGCACAUGGCAACUCAUUUACCGCUGAAUGUAAAUGACGAAGACCUCAUGGAUGGAACUCCCACCAUUGAUAAACCCAUGAGCCAGCCGACCUCUAUGUCAUAUUGUUUGCAACGAAUCCGACUAGCGGAAAUUUGCCGUGAGACCAGUGAUAGUAUACCAUUCGUGGAAACUGGGCAUGGGAUUCCAAACUACCAGCAGGUACGGGAAAUGGAUGAACGCCUCUGCAAAAUUAUGCACGAGAUGCCCGCAUUUUUUUCUCUCGAUUGCGACCCGGAUGAAAUUUCAAAAAAUGACUCGGACAAAUCGCCAGGGAUAAUCAUUCAACGCUAUGUCAUCAACUCUUUACUUUAUACGCAAAGAUGUAGGCUGCAUCUACCAUACCUAUCUCGGGCGACCGAAGAACCUGAAUACGCAUUCUCAAAGCACGCAUGUUUACAAGCAGCACGAAUGGUUAUCCGGACUGAAAGACUUCUAGCAAUCCAAAACCUUCCUUUCGUAUUGAAGCGAUUGAAGUUUUCGGGAGUUAUACAUUGUGUUUGUAUGGCAAUAAUAGUGUUACUGAUGGAUAUUUGCCUUGACAAAAGUAUGCGAUCGGAGGAUGACCGAGAAAGGCGAGAGGAGAUUUACAAUGCCUUCGAUAUACUGGAAGAGGCUAAGGGCCAGUCUCCAUUCGCGGAACAGAUUCUGCAAUCCUUCUAUGCAACUCUUUGGCGAAACAAGGUCCCUCUACCGAGCACCAGAGGUAAAAGAAAACCCCGAACUGAAAAUAACGACCAGCAAUUAUACACUGGACCCAUCAAUAGCCCGACAACAUCUACAAGUUUCUCAGCAGAACAUACUGAAAUCGAUCCAUCAGAUCUGAACCUUUCAAGUUUUGAUGACCUCUGGCAGACACUCGACAACAAUGUGGAUUCAAGUUCAUUUUUCAACUGGAAUUCCCUGUUUGCAGAACUUGACUCGCCCUUUCUUUCUCUAUAA
This is a messenger RNA of Penicillium angulare, 2112 nucleotides long. RefSeq lists its product as uncharacterized. Gene Ontology annotation, molecular function: DNA-binding transcription factor activity, RNA polymerase II-specific; zinc ion binding; DNA binding. Gene Ontology annotation, biological process: DNA-templated transcription; regulation of DNA-templated transcription. The record is from RefSeq and is a predicted model, not a curated record. The transcript has 3 exons. Lineage: Eukaryota; Fungi; Ascomycota; Eurotiomycetes; Eurotiales; Aspergillaceae. Bases 1 to 2112 code for a protein of 703 amino acids.